This is a messenger RNA of Spinacia oleracea (spinach), 4518 nucleotides long. Its product is annotated as kinesin-like protein KIN-4C. Gene Ontology annotation, cellular component: microtubule associated complex. The coding region runs from base 258 to 4178 and encodes 1306 amino acids. Gene Ontology annotation, biological process: microtubule-based movement; spindle elongation; mitotic spindle organization. The record is from RefSeq and is a predicted model, not a curated record. Gene Ontology annotation, molecular function: microtubule binding; ATP binding; microtubule motor activity. NCBI's taxonomy places the organism in Eukaryota, Viridiplantae, Streptophyta, Magnoliopsida, Caryophyllales, Amaranthaceae. The transcript is spliced from 27 exons.
AUUUUCCCCCAAAAUCAUACAAACUCCAUUAAUUCAAAUUUCUCCAUACUGCCAAUUUCAAAUCCCUCUCCAUUCCUUUCUCUCUCUCUCUAAAAUUCGCCGUUUUACCCCCUUUCUCUCUCCUCCCCAGCUCAAAUUCCAACGAUCCAAUUGGAUGUUCUUCGUCUCCGUUUCACUUUCGCCUUCGCCGUAACCAUUUCGUCAUCGGAAAAUUCCAUUUUUAAUUUCUAGGUUUUAAUUUCAAUCGCCAAUUUUACAUGGAGAACAACAAUGGCGACGGAGGAAAGAAUGGAUCGUCGCCGAACGACAAAGAAUGCGUUCGUGUCGCCGUUAAUGUUCGUCCGUUAAUCACUCCCGAGCUUCUUCUUGGUUGUACCGAUUGCAUUUCCGUCUCUCCUGGUGAACCUCAGGUGCAAAUUGGUUCACAUUCUUUCACGUUUGAUUACGUGUUUGGAAAUGGGGGAACGCCGUGUUCUAGGAUUUUUGACGAAUCGGUUGCCCCUUUGGUAGAUGCUUUAUGCAAGGGCUAUAAUGGAACAGUCCUUGCUUAUGGGCAGACGGGAUCAGGGAAAACUUACACCAUGGGAACGAACUAUAAUGGGGAAGACAAUGCUACUGGAAUUAUCCCUCAAGUUAUGCAGACAAUUUACUCUCGAGUUGAAUCGAUGAAGGGUUCAACCGAGUUUCUAAUUCGAGUGUCAUUUAUAGAGAUUUUCAAAGAGGAAGUGUUUGAUCUUCUUGAAGCAAGCCCACCUGCAAUAUCUAAAGGCGACACAGCUAAGCCAUGUGGGCCUGCUAGAGUUCCCAUACAAAUUAGAGAAACUGUUAAUGGUGGCAUUACAUUAGCUGGUGUCACAGAGGCUGAGGUGAGGUCAAAAGAGGAGAUGGCAUCAUACUUGAAGCGUGGGUCCAUUGCUCGUGCUACUGGAAGCACUAAUAUGAAUAGCCAGUCAAGUCGAUCCCAUGCAAUCUUUACAAUUUCCAUGGAGCAAAAGAAGACCGCCAAAUGUGCAGAAGGGUCAAAUGGCUACAGCACUGAUGACAUUCUGAGCGCGAAGCUUCAUUUGGUGGACCUUGCUGGUUCUGAACGAGCCAAACGGACAGGUGCAGAUGGAAUGCGUCUAAAAGAAGGCAUUCAUAUCAAUAAGGGAUUACUGUCCCUUGGGAAUGUGAUUAGUGCACUUGGAGAUGAAAAGAAAAGGAAAGAAGGAGGGCAUGUUCCAUACCGAGAUAGCAAGCUCACCCGCCUACUACAGGAUUCGCUGGGAGGAAAUAGCAAAACCGUAAUGAUUGCUUGUGUUAGCCCUGCUGAUACUAAUGCAGAGGAGACUCUCAACACUCUGAAGUAUGCAAAUCGUGCUCGUAAUAUUCAAAAUAAGGCAGUGAUAAACCGUGAUCCCAUUGCAGCUCAAAUGCAAACAAUGCGCAGUCAAAUCGAGCAGCUUCAGACAGAGCUGCUUUUUUAUCGUGGUGACUCGGGUGUAUCUUUUGACGAGCUUCAGAUUUUGAAGCAUAAAAUAUCAUUACUUGAACAAAGCAAUGCUGAACUGCAACGUGAACUUCAAGAACGCCACAUUAGUUGUGAGCAUUUUGCUCAACGUGCUCUUGAUGCUCAGGUCGAAAAAGAUCAACUUAUCCUGAAACUUGAAGCAGCAAGGAGUGGAAAACCGUGGGAUGAGAUUGAAUCUCUGGGGAGUCAGGAAAUUGAUAUGGUCAAGAGUUAUGUGUCAAAAAUUCAAGAACUCGAGAGGGAGUUGGUGCGACUACAACAUUUGAAUAGCAUGAAACGACAGCGUUUUCCUGAUUCCUUAGACACAGAAGAUGAAGUACUCCCUUUAGCCAAUCUCAGUGAUCUCUCAUCUAUUUCAGAAGCAAAGGAUAUGCAAGGUGAUGAGAUUGAGGAGAAGGAGCAAGAGCAUUCCUCUCUACAAGAAAGACUAGACAUGGAACUAAAAGAAUUAGACAAGAAGCUUCAGCAAAAGGAGGCUGAGAUGAAGCGGUUUUCUGGUGCUGAUUCUUCUGUUCUGAAACAACAUUAUGAAAAGAAAGUUCACGAAUUGGAAUAUGAAAAGAAGACAUUGCAGAAAGAAAUUGAGGAGUUGAGGCAUAAACUUGGUGGUAUUUCAUCCACCUCUGAUGAUGGUGCUCAAAGACUCAAGGAAGAGUACCUUCAGAAGCUAAACGUUCUAGAAGCUCAGGUUUCUGAGUUGAAAAAGAAGCAAGAAGCUCAAGCCCAGAUUUUAAGACAGAAACAGAAAAGUGAUGAUGCAGCUAGGAGGUUGCAGGAUGAGAUACAUCGAAUAAAAACUCAGAAGGUUCAAUUGCAAAACAAGAUUAAGCAAGAGUCAGAACAAUUUAGGGCAUGGAAGGCAAUGCGGGAAAAAGAAGUGCUUCAGCUUAAGAAAGAGGGAAGGAGGAAUGAGUAUGAGAUGCACAAACUAUUGGCAUUGAAUCAGAGGCAAAAGAUGGUUCUGCAACGUAAGACAGAAGAAGCAUCUAUGGCGACAAAAAGACUGAAAGAGCUCCUUGAGUCUCGAAAGGCUGCUUCUCGAGACACCUCUGCCAAUGGUCCGGGAGCGCAGGCUUUAAUACAAGGAAUUGAACAUGAGUUAGAAGUCACUGUUCGGGUACAUGAAGUCCGCUCUCAAUAUGAGCGCCAAAUGGAGGAGAGAACCAAGAUGGCACAAGAGAUUGCAAAGCUGAAAGAAGAAGCAGACCGUCUAAAGCAGAAUAUUUUGAGUGAAUGCCCCGAAACCAUGUCCCCUGGUGCAAGAAACUCAAGGAUCUAUGCACUUGAAAAUAUGCUUGCAACUUCUUCUAGCACCUUAGUCUCAAUGGCUUCACAACUAUCUGAGGCGGAAGAACGUGAGCGUGUAUUUAAUGGUAGAGGACGUUGGAACCAAGUUCGUUCUCUCGCUGAAGCCAAAAGUUUGAUGAAUUAUCUAUUCAAUUUGGCUUCAUCCUCCAGAUGCAUGGUACGUGAUAGGGAACUUGAUUGUAGAGAAAAGGACUCUGAGAUAAAGGACUUGAAAGAGAAGGUAGUCAAGCUCAAUGGUUUUGUGAGACAAUUGGAAAAGCAAAAUGCAGAAGUCAAGCAGCAAAUGCAACAGGCACUUGCAACUCGUGGUGAAGUGCGAACGUAUGACUUACGACAGGGUCCUAGAAGUUCAGCAUUUUUCAAGUUUCCUGGUAGCAGCGUGGAGCUAUUAGAGGACAUGGAUACAGAUGAAUCAGAACAUUCUUGCUCUGACGAGGAGUCUGCUGAUGAUGAUUGGGUGCAUCCCAUGUUAAUGCUAAGGAAGAGAAACUCUGGGAAUGAGAAAGGAGGUCGAUCAGGGUCUGAUUCUCGCUCAUUGGUGGAAAAUGAUGGUGUUGAUAGUUUGAAAAAAGAACAAGAUCCAGUUGUUGAUACUACUGUCAGUAACAGCUCUUUAAAAGAGAAUCAGACAACUACUACUACUGUUUGCUGUUCAUGUAGUAGACAGUCAUUUUGCAAGACCAUGAAAUGCGAAUGCCGUGCAUCUGGUGGGAACUGCUCAGCUUCAUGUGGCUGUUCCUCUAAGAAAUGCAGUAACAGGGAAGGUGGGGUGUCUGAUGAAGCGGCGGAGCACAGUUGUGAUCUUGCCUCUCAAGGUGCAACAUUACUUCAGAGUGCAUUAGCUGAAAGAAGGCCUGCUGAGCAACAUGAAGAAGGAAAUGAUGCUGCCAAAAGGAAGCCUUUGGCUGAUAUUGGAAAUACAGCAGGAAAAUCAAAUGCACCAAGACCAAUCCAGAGGAAAAAAUGGCGUAAAUCCACCAUUCAGCUUGUUCCAGUAACCCCAGCUCCAGUACAAGGUGAGAAUACUGAACUACCACCAGUAAAGGUAGAAACUGCAGUUGAAAAUGUAGCAGCAGUAAAUAAAAACACAGACAGCAGUGAAAACAUAACAGUAGGUAAAAAGACAGGGAACAGCAGCAGCAGUACAGCUGAAACAAACAUCCCAUUGAAGUUACCAAGGGCCAUGCGAUCUGUUGCUUCCUCGAACAGCAACAGCAACAGCAACCUUUUGAGAGUCAGAAACUCUGAACAUGGUGAAGAACCUGUUGUCGUACAACACAAGGAAUCUGGUGAACCUGCUCGUAGAAGUCCUCUACGCAGACCGAAGAAAUCAGAGGAAAAAGAAAAUUUCGGGGUUUGAUUAAUGUUAAGUGCUGAUUUUCCUAACUUAAAAUGUAGGUAAAUUGUAGAGAGAAUUUGUUAUUUUGAUGCUAUGUUUGUCAAGCUUUUGCUAAUGGGGUAAAGUUUGGAAGAAGAAAAGGGAUCGAUCGAUCCUUGUAUGAUUGGUAUUCUUUUGGGCACCUGUUGUUGCAUAAGGGUUAUGUUAAGCUGUAGUCUGUAGAGUAAUUUGUUAUUUUGAUUUCCAUCGCGCAAGUCAGUGUGACACAUACAGUUAUAUUUUGAUUUAUCUCAUUGUUGUAUGUAAGAGAUUUAUUCAAAAGGAAAGAGGUUUGCUUGUUCUACAAUUUCAACACAGAAAA